GAAGAAAGAUGCCACCGUCUAGUUCGUGGGAAAAUAUCUAACACCAUAAGUCUAUGUUGUGGCAGUAGCUAGACACUCUCGGGGCUAAUCUUGCAAUCUUCGCAUAACAAAUGUUGAGUGUCUCUAACAAAAAGUAAUCUAUCUAACUUCUACCGAACCCGCUCUUAACGGUAAUUAGGUGUUCCUCUCUCUUCUUAGAAAAAGCAUUCACAACUAUAAGAUCAAAAGCACUGUAAUCCAAAAUACUUCUACUAGCUUCAUUUUGGUCACCAAGCCCAAAACCACCAUAGACUUUCUCAUACCCUUGCCUAUUAACUCCUACAAGACCAUUGGAAUCGCCACCUAUGAACAACUUCUCUCCCGUAGGUACCCCUUGCGCCAUGUGAAUUAUUAAUAUUAUUAUUUUUUGUAUGUGUGUGUGGCAACCUUUGAUUCCGUCUCUGGGUACCAGGGUAUGAAUAUUGCAUUGUUGACUUCGCUUCCUUUGUUUGGUGUUUGGAUUAACAGCUUGGUGGGUCUUUGAUUUAGUGAACAAAAUGGAGGGAAAUAUCUGCUGGGUGUCUGGGUCAGGGUGGUGUUGAUAAAACUGAUACAGAGCUAAAAGAACUCAAGAUGUCCCAUUUCCUUAUUCCACAUUGUGUUUUUGCUUGACAGGCACAAAUUUCAUAUACGUAUUGAAGAAAGUACAAUAAUGUGAAAAAGGAAAUGGGAUUAGAGCGGAUGCUUAGACCGAAAGACAACAUUGAGAGAGAACCUGCAACGACUUCAGAUCAGCUAGAGGAACCUCAAGCUGAGGAGAGGUAUGCCCUCUCCAUCAACUUUGUUGUAAAGCCUCACUGUUCAUCCAGAAUUUUGCUCUAUGAUUGCACUUGAAGGAAUGCCUUCGGCAAAUUGCCAUACCUAUCCUACUGGAAAUUGGAUGGAGGAGAAAAUAUCAUAGCUUUUGAUGUUUUAGGAGGAUGGAGAAUUUGUCUACUUCGCCUUUGGGUUUUAUUUUGCUGCAGAUCUCAUUGGUUAGUAAGGUGAGGGGGGCUACUUUGAUCAUCCUGGAGACGUCUAUGACUCUAUCUUAUUCAAACCAGCCUUUUCUUUUGUCUUCUGUUGCUUCCCAUACCAGAGCACACGCUGAUUCUUUGUGACUUACACAAAUUUUUCUUAUGGGAGCAAAUAAAGAGAGAACAUCCCAGAGAAUUGAAUCCAUAUUUGGAGAAUAAUGGAUCUGGUUAUCCAGAAGUUAAAGACGGGAAAAAGGCUGGGGGUGACCAACAUAUGUCUUCUUCUGUUGUUGGAGACGGGGGUGCCAGCUGGAGAUUAAAAGCCUUGAAGCAUGCUCAAGAGCUGGCGGCCCGCGAAGGACAGAAUUUUAAGGAGGUUGUGGAAGAUCCGUGGGGAUCAAUGGGUCAGCUAGCGGUUUCUGUGGCACCUCGUACAGCUGCUUCAUCGCAUGCUCACCUCUAUGCCAUAAACAAUAGAAAGUGGGGCUUAACAGGGGAACAUCAAAUAGUUGUAGAGAAUCACAAUGAAAAGAUACCUGGCAAGAAUACUGACGUAGAAAGCCUGCGGGAUGUAUCUUGUUGUCGUUCGGAGAUGAAAGUUCCUAAACUUCAUGAUUCUUUAUCUUGGGGCAAGCAGAAGGAUUUCGGCCUUAUCUCUAGUGCAUUGUCAAGCUUAAAUGAGUUUGCAAAUGAUGGAAGCUCUAUGAAUGAAGUUACUCGUCAGAAGGAUGAUGAACCUAACGGUUCUGUUGGCUCUCCAAACAGAGAGAGAAAAGUAGAGUCAGAGUCAAUACCUAGUGCAUCUUUUACAGUUGUUAACACCUAG
Messenger RNA from Rhododendron vialii, 1821 nucleotides. RefSeq lists its product as uncharacterized. Bases 1270 to 1821 code for a protein of 183 amino acids. The transcript has 3 exons. Gene Ontology annotation, cellular component: post-mRNA release spliceosomal complex. The record is from RefSeq and is a predicted model, not a curated record. Gene Ontology annotation, biological process: mRNA splicing, via spliceosome. NCBI's taxonomy places the organism in Eukaryota, Viridiplantae, Streptophyta, Magnoliopsida, Ericales, Ericaceae.